Molecule: messenger RNA, 1111 nt
Organism: Hibiscus syriacus
Lineage: Eukaryota; Viridiplantae; Streptophyta; Magnoliopsida; Malvales; Malvaceae
Product: protein BIG GRAIN 1-like E
Biological process (GO): auxin-activated signaling pathway
Source: RefSeq, a predicted model, not a curated record
AUCAAUUCCCUCCUUGUACAAUCUCACACAUCAACAAUGUCUGUUGCAGGAUAUUCAGACCCUGACAGAAUGUUCAACAGGUCGUUCCACCGUAGGAACGACUCCAGCGAGCUCGACGUGUUCGAGGCUGCACGGUAUUUCUCGGGGUACAACGAUGCGGGUAGCGGCGGCUACUACAAUUGCGCGACGUACAGUGAGAGGAUCAUGCGGGACGAGAGGCAGCAGCAGCAACCGUGUAGGGGAGGUAGGGUCAGCUUGGAUGUGCAUGUGCCAAUGAGACAUCACCCCAUUGUUCAACCGGCACAUGUGGUGGAGAAACAGAUCAUCAAGGAGAAGAAACACAAGCAACCGAGCUCCCCUGGUGGUAAACUCGCUAGCUUCUUGAACUCUCUUUUCAACCAGACGAGCUCGAAAAAGAAGAAAUCGAAAUCGACCACGCAGCCCAUGAAAGAUGAAGAAGAGAGUCCCGGUGGAAGGAGGAAAAGACGGAUCAGCAUUAGCCAUUUCCGUAGCUCGAGCACGGCGGAUACCAAGUCGAUGUACUCGUCUUCGAAUUCGGGUUUCAGGACACUGCCGCCCUACGUGCACACGCCCGCCAAAAGCUACAAGGACUUGAAAAGCUGUCUAGAUCAUAAACAGCAGGCAACAUCAUCUAUGUCAAAGAACAACACAACAGCUUUACAAAAUGAUGCAACGGACUAUUCUUGGUUAGAUGAGAAACUCAAGUUAAUCGAUGACUAUUCGGAAAACAACACUAGGAAUCAAUCCGAUCGAUAUCAAACAGAGAAGGAUUACAGAAAGUCCCGCGAGGUCGAUGACGGUGCGGAUAGCGAUUCCAGUUCUGAUCUGUUCGAGUUACAGAACUAUGAUCUAGGCAUCUACUCAAGUGGUUUACCUGUGUAUGAAACAACACAUAUGGACAGCAUCAAAAGGGGAGCACCAAUUUCCAAUGGUGCACUAUGAGAUGGGUUCCAUUUGUUUCCAUUGCCAUUGGAGGACACUAGAUUCUGCUUUGUCUUUUUUCUCUUAUUGCUAGCUUCUUUGAAAGUUCUUUGAAUGCUUUUUUGUUAUUUCCUCUGUAUGUACAGUUUGGAAUGUUUGUUUGUCUUCA